Molecule: messenger RNA, 723 nt
Organism: Fraxinus pennsylvanica
Lineage: Eukaryota; Viridiplantae; Streptophyta; Magnoliopsida; Lamiales; Oleaceae
Source: the annotation of a GenBank genome assembly
AUGCCUUUUCUCACCAAAGUUUGUAGCUUCGAGUUGAACUCUCAGUCCAUAUUCCAUCAGACAACAAACAAGGAGUCUCUAAUACGUUUCUUCCUCCUCUUUUUGCGCUUACAUUCAAUUCUCCACGUCAAAUGUGAUGACGAGGAAGACAAUCUUCUUCAAGAAAUCAACAGCUACAGAGCAACCUUAAACUUGACAGCGCUAACCAAGAAUGACAAGGCAGAAUGCCUUGCUGAUGAGAUGGCUGACCAGUUCAAAAAUCAACCUUGUACCAACAGUACAGGUUCCAACACCAUACCGGGUACUGAAACUCAUUUUUCGGACUUCCCCAGACUUCUAUCCAAGUGCCAUUUAAAUGUCACCGUCACAAGGGAUGGGCAAAUGUUGCCUGCUUGUGUUCCUGGCCUGGUCCCAGGUCUCAUUGUCUCCAACUUUACAAAGUCACAGUACUCAGGCUAUUUAAAUGACACCAAGUACACUGGAGUCGGGAUUGGUUCUGAAAAUGAUUGGAUAGUCAUUGUUUUGAUCACGAGCACUGCCGAGGGAAGCUUUAUGCCUGACAGUGCUGCCUUGCUUGCUUAUUUACGUUUGUCUGGAUUAUCAUUGUGCAUCUCCGAGGAUUUAACAUCCCGCACAGCGACAUUGUUUAUCCUCUGGAGAUGUUUGGCAUGCAGCAUUGGAGUGGAUGCUUUCUUGGCUAAGCUUAUAAACAAUGAGGCCUAA